Molecule: messenger RNA, 1476 nt
Organism: Lodderomyces pseudojiufengensis
Lineage: Eukaryota; Fungi; Ascomycota; Pichiomycetes; Serinales; Debaryomycetaceae
Exons: 1
Coding region: 1-1476 (491 amino acids)
Biological process (GO): mRNA cis splicing, via spliceosome
Cellular component (GO): U2-type prespliceosome; U1 snRNP
Molecular function (GO): RNA binding; protein binding
Source: RefSeq, a predicted model, not a curated record
AUGCCCAUUUGGGAAGAAUUAAAGACUGAUGAUGGUCAAAUAUAUUAUCAUAAUACUAAAACACAUGAAACUCAAUGGACAUUACCUGAAGGUGAAGAAUUAAUUAAAUCAUCAUCAUCAAUUUGGGAAGAAUAUAAAACUGAUGAUGGAAAAGUUUAUUAUUAUAAUACUAUAACUCAAGAAACAUCAUGGGAUAAACCAGAUGAAGCAAGUGAAAAAACAAUAGGCAAAGAAGUGGAUGGGGAAGAUGAAUCGGAGAAAGUUGAAUUAGAAAAUGAGUUAGAAAAGGAAUUGAAAGCAAAACCAAUAGAUCAACCUUUUAAUAUAACACAAGAUGAAAAUCAAUUUAUUGAACUUUUAAAAGAACAUCAAGUAGAUUCAACAUGGUCAUUUCAAACAGUAAUGGAAAAAUUAAUAAAUGAACCAAGAUAUUGGUCAAUUGAAAAUCCAAUACGUAAAAAGGAAGUUUAUGAAGAAUAUAUUUUAAAUAAAUUCCAAUCUGAAAUUAAUAAUAAAACUAAUUUAAUUGAAACAUUUAAAAGUAAUUUUAAUCAAGAAUUGGAAAAGCUAUACAAAAAUGGAAAAUUAAAUUAUAAUUCAAGAUGGAUAAGUUUAAAAAAAAAAUUUGAAAAAGAAGAUAAUCCAAUUUUUAAACAUUCAAUAAUACUGGAUGAAGAAAUGAUGAAAAUGUUUUAUAAAUUUAUAAACACGUUAAGAAAAAAAGAUGAAGAUCAAAUAAUCAAAGAUAAAUCACAAGCAAAAGAAGAGCUACUAACAUAUUUACAACUGAUAAAUACUUCAUUAGUUGAAAAUUCAAAAAAUUUUGAGACAUUAUAUAAAAACCUACUAAAUGAUUCAAGAUUUAAACAAAAUAAACAUUUUGAAUGGUUAAAUAAAAUUGAUAUUUUACAAUUAUAUAAAUUUGAAAUAUAUCCAAAAAUUAAUAAAGACUUAAAAAAUGAAAUUCAAAUUCAAGAACGAAAAAAUUAUAGAAAUGAUAGAAAAUCAAGAAAUAAUUUUAAAGUUUAUUUAUCAACUUUACCAAAUUUAAAAUAUAAUUCUAAAUUUAAUGAAUUUUUACCCAUGCUUGAAAAUGAGGAUUCAUUUAUUGAAUUAUGUGGUAGAAAUGGUUCAACACCAUUAGAUUUAUUUAGAGAUUUAAUUGAUGAAAAAAUUCAAAUAUUUAAAUUACAAAAGAAUAAAAUUGAAAAUAUUUUAAUUGAACAAAAAAUAACAGAUUGGUCCAAUUUAAAAUUUGAAGAAUUUUUAAAAACUUUGAAAUCUUUAAGUGAUGAUCAGCUAAGACAAUUUGAUUUAAAUAAUGAAGAAGAAUUACAAGAAAUUUAUGAACUGAUUCAAAAUGAAUAUGAAAUUAAACAAAGAAUGUUGAAAAAAAGAAAAGCUUCCGAAAGUGUUGAACCAGAAGUUGAUGAAUUACCUGAAAAGAAAGUUAAGAAAUCAACUAUGAAUUAUUAA